Messenger RNA from Erythranthe guttata (spotted monkey flower), 1323 nucleotides. Its product is annotated as NAD(P)-binding Rossmann-fold superfamily protein. Gene Ontology annotation, cellular component: membrane. Lineage: Eukaryota; Viridiplantae; Streptophyta; Magnoliopsida; Lamiales; Phrymaceae. Gene Ontology annotation, molecular function: oxidoreductase activity, acting on the CH-OH group of donors, NAD or NADP as acceptor. The record is from RefSeq and is a predicted model, not a curated record.
UUGCAACGCGGCAGCUGAUUGUUUGAACAAUGGGGCGGAUUGUAAGGGUUCCUUCCAUUUUUACCGGGAAAACAAACCGCUCGUUCUAUUACUCCCCCUUUCUCUCUCUACUCUCUCUCUCUCUCUCUCCACUCAGAAAGCAAAUGGUAAAAUUGUUGAAGAAGAUCAAUCGAACGAUUCAUCGAUACUGUUAUGGAUAAGAAAGAGAAAGCCAAAGAGAAGAGAGAAAAGAGGCGCCAACAGAUCUCUCUCCUCCGCACCAUUCCCUAUUCCGAUCAUCAGAGAUGGUGGACCUCCGAAACUAUUGCAGUGGUGACGGGUGCAAACAGAGGAAUCGGGUUCGAGAUUGUACACCAACUCGCGUUGCAUGGAUUGACGGUCAUCCUCACAUCACGAGAGACAGCUGUCGGUGAAGAAGCGGCAAAAGUCCUUCAAGAAGGAGGUCUGGAUGUCGUUUUUCAUCAACUCGACAUUGUGGACCCUCCGUCGAUCGAAUCCUGUGUCGAUUGGAUUAAAGAAACUUACGGUGGUAUUGAUAUAUUGGUAAACAAUGCUGGAGUAAAUUUCAGCACUGGAUCAGAAAAUUCAGUGGAAUCUGCGGAUAAAGUUAUCGGCACCAACUACUUUGGUACCAAAAACAUGAUCAAAGCAAUGAUUCCUCUCAUGAGACCAUCAGAAGCAGGUGCUCGUAUAGUCAACGUCAGUUCCCGUUUGGGAAGAUUGAAUGGCCGGAAAAACAGGAUUGAGAAUCUUGAUUUGAGAAAAAAACUGGACGAUGAAGAGACGCUGACCGAGGAAUUGAUCGACGAGACAGUGAACACGUUCUUGGAGCAAGUGAAAGACGGGACUUGGAUUGAGGGCGGGUGGCCACAAACUUUCACGGACUAUUCGUUGUCCAAGCUGGCGGUGAAUGCUUACACGAGGGUUAUGGCUAGGAUAUUUGCUGAACGGCCCGAAGGUGAGAAGAUAUACAUCAAUUGCUACUGCCCUGGUUGGGUGAAGACUGCUAUGACAGGUUGGGCGGGCCAUGUCAGCAUCGAAGAAGGGGCUGAUACUGCCGUGUGGCUUUCCUUGCUUCCCGAUCAAUUUGUCAGCGGCAAAUUUUUCUCUGAGAGGCGUGAGAUACACUUCUAAAAAUGGAGAAAUUAUGGGUUUUUUUUUCCUUUUCGUUAAAAAAGUGUGGUUUGGCCUGAUAUUCGAGGUUAGAGAAAGUAUGCCAGAGUAGCUUCUUUUGUUUUUGCAUUGCAUCUGUUGGGGCUUCAGGAACAAACAGAGAGCAGUGAGAUUCGACUAGAAAGAGCUGCCUUUUUUCGUUUUUUCGUU